Molecule: messenger RNA, 972 nt
Organism: Ilex paraguariensis (yerba mate)
Lineage: Eukaryota; Viridiplantae; Streptophyta; Magnoliopsida; Aquifoliales; Aquifoliaceae
Source: the annotation of a GenBank genome assembly
AUGCUGAGGAACAUGGAAAAUUUGGAGGAAGGCAUAGCUCCUAAAGAUCUCAACCACAUAGUAAAAGGCAAGAGAACCAAGAGACAAAGGCCACAAUCCCCAAUUCCUUUCACAAUCACUACUCAUUCAUCAACCGGAGACCAAGGCGGCUAUGGAAGCAAUGAAGAAAACAUCAAUAACACCAACAACAACAACACAUACUCCUCUUCGACAUCCUCAGCUGAACGUGCCAAUAGCACCACCGAGGAAGACCAAGACACAGCCAAGUGCCUAAUUCUUCUUGCUCAAGGCCAUUCAAGAGAGUUGCCAAGGAAUCAAAAUUAUGAAGAGUUUGAGUCAUAUAAAUUUACUAGCAAAAGAUAUGUGGAGGCGCCCAUUACAGCAAAUGGCAAGGCGGGGAUCUAUGUAUACGAGUGCAAGACUUGUAACAGGACUUUUCCUUCGUUUCAAGCGCUUGGAGGUCACAGGGCGAGUCACAAAAAGAAUAAGGCCAUGGCCGCGGAAGAAAAGAAGCCAUUGGUGUUCUCUGAUGACGAAGAAGCACCAUUUAAGAGCAACAUAUCUUCUCUUUCUCUUCAAUUGAGCAAUAGAGGAAUAUAUAGCAAUAACAAUUCUUCUAAGGUUCAUGAUUGCUCGAUUUGUGGGGCUGAAUUCACGUCCGGACAGGCCUUGGGUGGUCACAUGAGGCGCCAUCGGGGAUCUGCGGUUACCAACACAACCCUAUCUUUGAGUCCAAUUUCCUUGGAUCGGUCUGAGGAAGGCAGGAAGUCAAGAAAUUCAUUAUCUUUGGAUCUCAAUCUUCCAGCCCCGGAAGAUGAUCACCUUCGAGACAAGCUUGCCUUCACCUCAAAGCAACAAUACGAAGAGCACCAGCAACAGCAACAGCAGCAACAACAACAACAACAACAAAAGCAAAAACAACCUGUUCUCGGGUUGUCCACCACCCCAACUCUGGUGGAUUGUCACUACUAG